AUCCCUGUGUCAGUUGUCAUCACAGCGGCACAGCACAGCCCAAUCAUGCAACCAUGUCACCAGGUCAUCCACAGCUCCAACAGGACUUGUGCAUUGCAUACUAGUAUCUUGAUGACAUGACCAUGUCCAAGAAGAAAACUGUAGCAUCCUGAGCUAUGACUGAAAAUACCACAAAAUCAACUGAUACAAGCCGUGAUGGCGAAAGUUGUGCUACCAGCGUCCUGGAAGAUUCCAUGUUUGGAUUUGCCUGCGCUGACAUUAUCUACCUUUAUGCUGAUUUGAGGCUGUUAUCUGCCACUGGAUACACAUCCACUCCCUUUGAUCAACUAACUGUGGACUCUGAUGCCUACUUUGGUCGAAUACCUGUCGGAGGGAUCGACUUUAAUUUGAACGAUCGAAAGGACCGUCACAGAAGAACCAACCCUGCCAAUAUGCUUUUGAGCCUGUUACAAGAACUACAACGGGAAGCAGCCCGAUGUAGAGACAGUCAAGUAUUGGAGGCACAAGAAGAAAAACUAAGAGGGGCACCCUUUGCGGUUCGUCGACGUCGUCAAUCUGCGCCAUUGGUGUACAUGCCGGCCGGGGUCUCUACCACCAAUACCAAUGAGAGCAACAGGAGGGGAAACCAUGACAGAUCCAAUGCUCCGGAUAACACAAUGCUGGAUUGUAUUGAAAUGAUUCUGAAAUCUAGCAUGAAACACGAUCCUUCAACGCCCAGAGCAUGCGUUCUCAAAGACAUCCACACGGGCUGCUGCCUUGAGCAUUACUUUCAUCUACAGUAUUCGCAGCUCCUACUCAGUAACCUCUACAGAGACGCCAAAAAUGCGGGUCUGUAUGACCCAAACGAAAUGGCCACCACUAGACAACAACAAAAUUAUGACGGGGUCCAGGAUGGGGCGUUGUUUCUGUUGGAAGAAGCAGUCCAUUCACCCUCUGAUGCCAAGAUUUACCAAAUUCUACAAAGUCAAUUCAAGGAGAAUUCCAUUGCUAGCCAGAUUAUGAGUGACACAACCGAAUUGGUUUGGUUUCAUGACUACUUCCCGUCACAUGAGGCAGUGUUUGGGAUCCUUGUGGACUAUAAAUUGAAGGUCAUUCACGUGGUGUUUCGAGGCACUGUCACUGUGCAAAACUGGGUGAGCAAUUUGAAGUUUCACUCUGUAGUGGCGCCCAAUCCCAUUCCAGAGGAUUAUCCCAACAAGAAGGAGGAUUUCAAUCUGCAUGAUGGUUUCCAGUCCUACAUUCUACGACAACGCUUGGAUACCCACCAACAGUGGUAUGAAACUGUAUGUGAUUUGGUGGACUACUAUGGCAACAGUUUGUUGGGUGGAACCUAUGAAAUGACUGUGUCAGGCCAUUCCUUGGGGGGAGCAUGUGCUACCCUCAUGGGAUUCUAUGCUAGCACUGACCCACGAAUGACACUACAGGGUCCAGUUGUCAUUCAAAGUUUUGCUGCUCCCAUGGUGGGAUGCCAUGCCUUUGCUGAUGCCUUUCGUCAUCAGGAAAGUGUGGGCAAGCUGCGACAUGCUCGAUUCUUCAAUGAAUCAGACAUUGUGCCUAGGCUACCAGUCAACAUCAAGUUCUGGGAGGCCCGUGGAAGUCCUUGGGCCCACACCGGUCUUGGCAUUGAACUGUUCACAAUCCACGAUGAUUCUUGGUCGGCUGCUUCCUUGUGCAAGUGGGUGUUUCGAGGUUGUCGGCAGCGCACCAAGGAUUCUUGUCUGGCUGCAAUCAAGUAUGCCGCCAGAAAAGACUACUGGGAAGCACUAUGGGACGCUCUUUGUGGCAACUUGGUGUUUCACCUUGACGUUUGCAACACGGGAAGGAAUCACAUCAUGUUAGAAGUCCAAGCUAGAAUGCAGCAUGCCCUCUCGCAGUCAGUGGAUGAUGGCCUUGAUUGCUGGACCAAGCUAUCCCUCGAAGACCUAUAUCAAAGGCACCUGAAGGGACAGGAAGUGCAAGUAAGGGAUUCAUACGCCAAGGUGAAGGUCACUCUGGCCAUAGGCACAAUUGCAAUUGGGGCAUCGUCCGUCUUCCUUGGAAGAUGGAUAUGUACAUAGAUGUGUUGGCUGGUUUGCUAACGAAACGUAAAAAAGACACGUGAGUUGGCUUUGGAGAGACUAGCUAGACUCUAGCUAGUGGGUGCUUCGAGUGAUUCUAGGAGGCGUUCAGAAAAUCUCCCGUUCUGACUGCGUUCCCGGCUUCUAAAGGCAAUGGAUUUUGUCUAAACUACUACCUGGCUAAAGAGACCUGCUGCUUGGGCCACUUACCAGGGCGGGGGGAAGAGUGAGUUGGUUGGUUGGGCUGCUGUAGCUCUUGUAGGGAUGAUUAAACUCAGAAAAAGUGCAGAACGCCACUGGUGCCCACUGAUCUGGCUAGUGGAGGGGAUUCCCUUGUUUGGCUCAAACUUGUAGCAACGGCCAAGCAACAUGGGCCCACUGAGACAAGCCCACAUCAUCCAAAACAGCGGGGACGCACCAAAUAUUGAGAAAAAAGCAACUGAAGACGGGGACAGGCCUGGGCCAAAACCCGGAAAAGAGAUGCACAAGUUCUUCGUAUUUCAUCGACUGCACAUUGCGGAUCACUUGCAAACUGCACAGAACCUUUUUCCUCUGUACCUAAGCAUAUCCUGGAAGUAUGUUGGCAGCGCUAUGCUUUUGAUUCUCUACGAUGCCAGUCUCGUACAUGCAGUUUCCUUGGUCUUCUUAUGUGCAUAGACGACAUGGAGUAGACUGAUGCCAUGAUUGACGGAAGCAUUGCCAUGAUAAUUCUUUGACAGCAGUGGCGACAAACCAAGCCUAGUGGUCUUCUUUCUACCUAGCUAAUGGUUGCACCUGUUUUUUAAGCUACC
Messenger RNA from Seminavis robusta, 2848 nucleotides. The record is from the annotation of a GenBank genome assembly. NCBI's taxonomy places the organism in Eukaryota, Bacillariophyta, Bacillariophyceae, Naviculales, Naviculaceae.